Rhizoctonia solani is the source of this 834-nucleotide messenger RNA. Its product is annotated as coatomer epsilon subunit domain-containing protein. Gene Ontology annotation, biological process: retrograde vesicle-mediated transport, Golgi to endoplasmic reticulum; endoplasmic reticulum to Golgi vesicle-mediated transport; intra-Golgi vesicle-mediated transport. The coding region runs from base 1 to 834 and encodes 277 amino acids. Gene Ontology annotation, molecular function: protein binding; structural molecule activity. The transcript has 6 exons. The record is from RefSeq and is a predicted model, not a curated record. Gene Ontology annotation, cellular component: COPI vesicle coat. NCBI's taxonomy places the organism in Eukaryota, Fungi, Basidiomycota, Agaricomycetes, Cantharellales, Ceratobasidiaceae.
AUGGAUAGUGCCUAUAGUGCAUUGACGGCAAAUCCACUUCCGGACGAAAACUCCCCCGACUACUUGCAAACACUCUUGUAUACUGCUCGGUCACACAUCGCACUGGGAGAUACAGCAUCUGCUCUUGCCAUCCUUCCAGAAACCGACUCUGAACCCAGCGUUAAAGCUGACUCGGCCACUGCUUUGGAGGAACUGCGUGAUGCGAGCCUAGAGGUUGAAGGGGAGGAGGGGCCCUUGAAUGGGGUUGUGAAAGUCGUUGCUGCUACAGCUUUCUUGCGCGAAGGAGAGGUCGAAGAAGCAUUGACCACGCUCGGUGCUGGAACUGGCACUAAGGACAUUGAAUGUGCUGCUUUGACGGUACAAGCAUAUCUGUCUAUCAAUCAAAUACACCUUGCCAAAAAGGAGUAUGAAUUGGCGAAAAAACACGCGGAUGACACUUUAUUAAUCCAGCUAGUCGAAGCAGCUCUAGGGUUAGCAACCGGUGGCACUGGUGUAACGCAAGCAUCUUAUAUUUACACUGAGCAAUCGCUGCUCCUAUCUUCUUCAUCUAAUCCUUCGAUUAUCGCUGCCAAAGGCAUUGCCCAUCUAUUGAAGGGACAGUUACCUGAAGCAGAAGCAGAUUUUGCAGAAGCGGAACGUGUAGGGAAGAGUGCCGACGCUGCAGUGGGACGUGUGGUUGUAACCGAGUUAAGUGGAAAACCAGGGGCCGGAGAGGAGCAAUUUAAUGAUUUAACGCAGAGCUACCCAGAUCAUCCAUACGUUAAGGACGUGUUAGCCAAGUCGGAGUUGUUUGACGAGAUCGCAGCCAAAUUUACGGUUUCAACUGCAGCUUGA